Messenger RNA from Bombus impatiens (common eastern bumble bee), 1967 nucleotides. Its product is annotated as CCAAT/enhancer-binding protein. NCBI's taxonomy places the organism in Eukaryota, Metazoa, Arthropoda, Insecta, Hymenoptera, Apidae. The transcript has a single exon. Bases 564 to 1625 code for a protein of 353 amino acids. Gene Ontology annotation, biological process: regulation of transcription by RNA polymerase II; DNA-templated transcription. The record is from RefSeq and is a predicted model, not a curated record. Gene Ontology annotation, molecular function: RNA polymerase II cis-regulatory region sequence-specific DNA binding; DNA-binding transcription factor activity, RNA polymerase II-specific.
ACGCCACAUUGAAAGCUUGCGACAUGCCGCAAAGCCGCUCAGUCGUGCGCCAGCUCUUGUGCGGGUGAUAUCGUUUUCUCGUUUUCUGGGCAUUCUCUGUGGUGUACCGUAACCGUGAGCACGAAAAAGCCCGCGUAGGCGUGGUGAACGCGUUGGCGCAUACGAACCACGCGGUUUUAACCGAGUAACGAUCAUCUUGUGUCCUCCUAAGGCUGCCGAAAGUUAGCGCGGCGCGCUUCUUCGUCCUCGAAAAUUGGAAUAGUCGAGGGUCACGUUUUGGUACUUGGACCAGUGUCAGAUCUCGGCCCGUCCGCACGGGAAAAUCCCCGGCUUGCCGCUCGAGGUCGUUCUCUCGUGGUAAAGUUUCACAGCGAUACGAUUGGCUCUCUGUUUUUCCGUGCACAACGUGUAAUCGAAUUACAAUCCGAAAUACGGGUAAAUUAUUCAAAGAAACCGAGAAUAAAAACAAACGGACACUCGGAUAUAAAUACAACGAUAAGGCGAAAGAAGGUGAUAGUAGAAUCGCGGAAAGAUAUAUCGUAUCUGUGAUGUGCGAGUGAGCAAUGGAGUCACCAGUCAUGUACGAUUCAGCGGCCCAUCAGGCUCAGGCCCACGGUGCGGCCGAUCUCAAGAAAUCUCAAGUACUCAACAACAAUAAUAACAACCAUCAGAACAACAACAACAACAACGCAGCGAACAACAAUAACUCUGCUCUGCAGGUGAAUCAUAAUCACAGUCAGCAGCAGAGCAGCUCGGUGGUGAGCAAGGUCUCGGCGAGCAAGGCUAGCCUUCACCAACAGUACGCGGAACAUUGCGCCGCAGCCGGUGAGCUGACAGACCUGAAUACGCCAGAGAUAUCGUUAGAUCUGCAACAUCUGAUCGAUGAUAGCCACUUCAACGACGGCCUGCUAGAUAUGUUAGGUGCUAACAACGGAGCCGUGAAACAUGUCAGAACGCCGGGUUAUCCACGUACCACGCUCGCGUACAUGCCGCAACCUGUCCACAGCGGAGCGAGCUAUCACCAGGGCAGCAACAGCUGUAGCGACAGCAACAGCUCGAGCUCCGAAUCGCCCAGCAUUAAAGAGGAACCGCUCGACCCGGCGGACUAUCGUCGUCACUGCCCGCAAUAUCCACCAGGCGGAUACAGCCCAGUUACAAACGGACCGUUCGCCAACGGAGCACCAACCUUCACAACUUUAACGCCGUCCACGGUACCUGGAGGGCAUCCCGGUGCACCGGUGCACCAACCACCGCCUCGGGGAGGACCGAUGAAGCCUGUGAUGGCGCAUCAACAUCACGCAAACACUGCCGCCGCUGUUGCCAGAAAACAGACCAAGGCCAUCGACAAAGCCAGCGACGAGUACAGAAGACGACGCGAAAGGAACAACAUCGCGGUGAGGAAAAGUCGCGAGAAGGCGAAGGUACGAUCGAGGGAAACCGAGGAGAAGGUGAAGCUACUGGUGAAAGACAACGACCUGCUCAAAAAAAGGAUCGAAUUGCUGACGGAGGAACUGAACGUUCUUAGGUCUCUGUUUAGCAGCGUCGGCGUGGUACCGGAACAGCUUCAUCGUGAGAUCUCGAGGCAUCUCGAUCAAUUCCAACAGCACGCGGUGGGGCCCAUGUAGCGCACGACAACGUCGUCGUUGAGUACCACGGUGGCAUCGUGCCGCCUUUAUUACGCCCUUCUCUCGUCCACCGGUAUCGGCCUUCGUCCCUUGCCUUUCGGGUCGAUUCCAUUGCGAAAGAGAGUCAUUUCGAAGCGACUUCCGUUUUCCGGGUUGCCUGAUGGUUCAGCUCCAUCCUUUCGCACCCGCGUCAUCCGGAUCUAAGUAAAAAAGAAUGUCCUGGAUCGACAUUCGUCGCGGACGUUACUGCGUCUUUUCUCGUUUCGUUCCACGGUAUGGAGAACGCGAGAUGUACACGUGCGUUUGUUCGACAGAAACGACACACGCAACUCGCGGACAGAA